Molecule: messenger RNA, 1643 nt
Organism: Poecile atricapillus (Black-capped chickadee)
Lineage: Eukaryota; Metazoa; Chordata; Aves; Passeriformes; Paridae
Gene: CCDC187
Product: coiled-coil domain containing 187
Exons: 13
Coding region: 186-1643 (485 amino acids)
Biological process (GO): microtubule anchoring
Cellular component (GO): centrosome
Molecular function (GO): microtubule binding
Source: RefSeq, a predicted model, not a curated record
GAAAAAUACCCAGCUCUUUCAGAGCAGUAAUUAGAGUAGGUAAAAAUGAGUGUUGUUAGCUUUCCUGACAACAUCAAGGUACAAGACAGGAGAUUUUGUUUGUUGCCAGCUCACAGGGAGAAUUCACAGCACGGAGGGAUCAGUGUGGAUGUGAGACUGUUUUGAAAAUUCAGAACCAAGAGGAAAUGGCCAACCCAUCACCUGGAGAGAGCCUGAGGAUCUGGGCCAGCCUGAGCUUCCAGCCCUCUGCCACUCUGAGCGUUGACAGCUUUGAGCAGGACUUGGGUGAGGGAUAUUCUGGUGGCACAGAGCUGGAAGACAAACACAGGAGCCAGCUGGACAUUUUGAGGCAAACCUCCCUACUGCUGGCUCACAAAAUGAAGCUCCAGCAGAAACAGCAGCAGCAUCAGCUUAUGGUGCUGAGGGAGAAAGCAAAGCAAGAGGUUGAGAAAAGCCACAGGUUUUUGAGGGACCUGCUACAGCUCGAUUCAGAGGACAGCAGGAAUUCCAAAGGCAGUGAUCCUUCUGUGACCAGACCGUACCACGCAGAGCAGGCACAGAGAGGACACUGGCUGGAAGAUGACCUUGCUGCUGGCAGUAAUCAAGAGAUGAGUUCACUGACACACUCUGCACUGAAGAUAGAAAGAGAUCCCAGUCUGGUGGAUUCCAAAAUAUUGGGAGGAAGAAAACCUCGAGGAGGAGAUCAUGGGCAGUCACUGCACGGUCAUCACACCUUGAAUCUGUUGUCACCUUGGGUGAAUCUGCCCCACAGAGACACCUGGGACAACUCUGGAGAGAGCAGUGAGCAGGCCAGCUCUGACAGCCAGUGGAGCACAGCCAUUCCACACUUCGGAGGCUCCAGCACCUUCCAUGGUUCCAGCCUGGCCGUGGUGGAGCAGUUUCUGAGGGGAGAGGAGCUGCGGGCUCGGCACCAGGCCAUGCUCCUGCGGCUCCGGAGAAAGGCUCUGCGGGAGAGGGCCAGGGCCGAGCUGGCCUGGCUGGAGCACCAGAGACGUGUUCUGGAAAACCUGCAGGAUAGUACUGGAGCCUCUGCCAUGGCAGCAAAGCAGCACAAAAUCCUGAUGGAGCUGAAAGAGGAGCAGGCAGAAAUCCAGCACUUGCAAAACAUCCACAGGGCAGCCCAUCAAGAAAGGAAGCUUUUAUUAAAGCGGCAGUCAGAACUCUUAAUGAUGCAGCAUUCAACAGCACAACUCCAGGAAAAGCUGCACAGUUUUGCUGGGAAGCAGGAGGUUAUGAAGUCAGGGAGUAAAGACAGUUGUGUCCAGCUAAAGCAUAAAAAGAGCAAGAAGUAUGAGGGAUUUUCUACUGAGAACAAGGAAUCACUGGUACAACAUCAGAAACAGGUGGAGGAGUUCCCAGCUUUGGAGCAGUCCAUUAAUGCUCAGGAUAAUAUUUUCUUACCUCUGGAACCUAGAAAUUCAGCUGGAAUGGAACCUAGAGCCACACUCUUUACAAGAAAAGGCCAAAAGUGUCUAUUUCUGGAACCUGUGCUGGAGGAAAAGCCACUUCUUUCUAACCCUGAUCCUAAAGUUAAUGAAGAUAUUAAUCCUUGUGGCAGAAAGUACCCAGUGAAAGGCUUGGGGAUGCUUCCUACUUGGUUUCAUAUUUCUUACUCUCAGUAG